AUGAUGGAGUUUCCAAAACCAUCUCACAAUCAAAUAUAUGUCAAGGUAUCCGCCAUCAACGCGGGCGAACUCACCCUUCAAGAAAAGUACUUUGUAACUGAUCCAUCACCGGGAGCGAAGCAAACAGUUCCCUCCCUCUCAUUCUUGAUCCAACAUGGGAGCACAAAUCUAGUGUUCGAUGGUGGACUGCGACAUCGCCCUGAAGACUAUAAGCCAUCGGUCACCCAGAGGAUCAAGAACUCUCUUCUGCCUUAUAGGGUCACCACUGAUGCGGCCGAAUUUCUCCAGACUAAUGGUCUCAAUCCGGCAGAAGUGAACCUGAUCAUACUCAGCCACGUUCACUAUGAUCAUAUCGGCGAUCCCACCACUUUUCCCAAUGCUCGCUACGUGGUAGGAUCCGGCGCCAUCAAGACUAUGCAAGGCCAUGGACCAGGCUACGAGAUUUCACUCUUCGAAUCCGAUCUGUUCAACAAUCACGAGGUAGUGGAACUUCCACCUGUUCUGUCCUCAAGCAACCAGCAAUUAAUAUCGCCAUCUCUCGUCUCCCAGGAUCCGAAUCACAAGUGGCGUCCUUUGGGCCCUUUUCCUGCCGCAUUGGAUUUCUUCGGUGACGGCUCGCUAUAUGUGAUUGACGCCCCGGGUCAUAUGGAAGGGCAUAUUAAUGUGCUAGCCCGAAUACAGCCCAAACAAUGGGUCUACUUGGGCGGCGACGCGUGUCAUGAUCCGCGUAUUCUCACGGGAGAAAAGGACCUCGCUGUCUAUCAAGAUAUCCACGGCCAAGAUAGAUGCGCGCACUUCGACAAAGAGCGUGCAGCUGAAACAGUGGGAAGGAUCAGAACGUUGCUGAAGCCACAUGGAGAACACAACUUUGAGGUCAUUCUGGCGCAUGAUCAUGUUUGGUAUGCUGAGAAUCGAUAUCGUUUCUUUCCUAAUCACUUGUGA
This is a messenger RNA of Cladophialophora immunda, 942 nucleotides long. RefSeq lists its product as uncharacterized. The record is from RefSeq and is a predicted model, not a curated record. Bases 1 to 942 code for a protein of 313 amino acids. NCBI's taxonomy places the organism in Eukaryota, Fungi, Ascomycota, Eurotiomycetes, Chaetothyriales, Herpotrichiellaceae. The transcript has a single exon.